UUUAUAAUAAGUUUUCUUUGACAAGUUAUAGAGUAAUGGAGAGUCAAGAGUAUAAGCACUCGAGGGUUGAGGAGUUGGAUGAGGAUGGAGUGGCGUCACUGCUGCAGCGGUGGGACUACCUGGAGUUCGCAGAAUUUGUGCGGGAGAAGAGACUGGAUGGGAGGAAGCUGCUGGACGUGACAGAAGGAAUUGUAAAGCUAUGGCGCCCAAAAGUAAACGCAAAGAAGUUUAUUUCUUUUAUAGAAGACGUAAAACAAAAUCCAAACAAAUAUUUGAAUGACGCAGAUAAUACUGCAACGCUUAAAAUUGGCCACAAAGAUAAUACAAAGGUAUCUGAAACAGAUGUUCCAGAUAAAGUUGAUGUGGAAAGUCAAUACCAAACCGUCACACAUCGUAGAAAAGAAGAAAGUACACAAACACAUAACAGAAUGAGUUCAGUAGAAGAGCUCAUACGAAGAAUCGUGCCAGCAAAGAGUUUCCUGUACAGAAACCAACAGAAGACGGAGAGAUCUCCAUCAUACUUACCUAUGGACUCCGGAACACCUAAGAAGAAAAAGUUAUUCAGUCUCAGUUCAUACGAAUACCCAUUCUUCGACAUAAGAGCCAGGUUUUCCAGACAAGAAAAUACUUCAGACAGAGGGUACUACUCCAUGAAGAGAAACAGCAGGUAUUACAUAGCUAGGACUUACAGGAAACCUGAAAGUAAACCUAAAUAUAAAUCACUAUCAGUUGGAGAGGAAAUCAGUGAAAAACUGCCAGAAGAUCAUUUCUACGAAGACUUGUGUUACAAUGAGGUUGUUGAAAAAGAAAAAGAGAAGGUAGUAGAAACUAGAGUAGUCAGUGUCAAGCCUUGUAUCGUGAAGAUCCAGGAAUACUUCCAAUCCUUUAAAGUGCCGUUCUUUAAGAAACACGAGAUGUUAGAAGAUUGUAAGGUGGAGAGUGCGAAAGAAGAAGUUUCAAAUUUCUAUGAGAAUAGUGAUAGUGUCGCUAAUAUGUACGACUCGGUGCAUGCUGUUAGACCUAUUGAUAGCAGUGAAGCUAAAAAUCAGACUAAACUCCCCGUGGAAGAGUACUUGGAGCCGUUGCAGGUGAACAAGGACUACUGUGACAUCACAUACCGACAGAAGGACGACUCGCUGCUAGGGUACAUCCUCAGCAUCUUCGAGAACCGGUUCGGGAUCAGACGAGAAACAAACGACGACCAUCACUCUGAGGACUCAGAAGGUGAUCCCAAAGAUGGCAGCGAGGACCCUGGCCGCAGGUGGCCAGAGGAGCGCAAGUCAGGCAGGACCAACAUGGCGGACCGGCCUCUCCCGGUGCCGGUUGAGAACGAGCCCUACUACAUGAACGUGGACAGAGCUGAGGCACAGAACUUGCUGAAGGGACAACCUGAUGGAACCUUCAUUCUAAGGCCUUCUAGUCAGCCGGACCACGCGUAUACUCUCAGCGUGUCCUGCUCCAACGCCGUCCACAACGUGGGCGUCCGGCGCAGGCCUGACGGUCGGCUGGCGCUCGGUUUCCCCCGCCGCGGCGAGCACAGCUUCCCGAGCGUGACGUCAUUGCUGCGACACCACAGGAAAAGACGACUGCUGUUAGUCGCGGCCGGUGACGUCAUCGGAGCUACCACCCUUAACGAAACACCGCACUACUAUCAGAGCCCUAGCAGUCUUCCAGUACCCAUUGGGAAUUGAUGAAGCAAGUUAUUAUUGAUACCCGAAUUUCGGUUUCAUUUUUAGAGUACGAAGCUCUAAAAUUAAAUGAAGUCAACGUUGAUGAUGAUAAAAAAACCGAUGUGUCUACGAAGGUGAUCUUCGAUUGCCAAUUAUUUUUACUUUUUGAUCGAAUGUUUGCCAAGUCAUUUGUAAGAGUUGCGUAUAAUCGUCGAUUUAAAACGAUUCCUUUAUUAAUAGUCCAUUCUUGAGUUAUUCCGUAAUGGUUAGUGACUAUUAAAUAUAAUCUACUACAAUUCCUCGGCAAUGAUUUUUGUAUGUAAAUAUAAUUCAGUUUAUAAUAAAAAAAAAAUGAUAUUACGCUGUUAACGUCCAGACUGUUAAUGAGUUAAACAAAGCACCUAAUAAUAAAGUUUUCCCACCUAA
Trichoplusia ni (cabbage looper) is the source of this 2096-nucleotide messenger RNA. RefSeq lists its product as uncharacterized. Lineage: Eukaryota; Metazoa; Arthropoda; Insecta; Lepidoptera; Noctuidae. Gene Ontology annotation, biological process: cell surface receptor protein tyrosine kinase signaling pathway; intracellular signal transduction. The transcript is spliced from 5 exons. The record is from RefSeq and is a predicted model, not a curated record. The coding region runs from base 36 to 1691 and encodes 551 amino acids.